CAGGUGUGUUCGACGUGCAAAUCGACUGCAGUAGCCAGCAUCGGAAAAUUAGCCCCCAAACACAUAACGCAAACAGAAAAAACUGGCAUAGCCUGUUUAUAAUCGGCUCAUGUAAUCAGAGAGAUGUCAAACUGGGGGUUUCUGGAGAAUGUCCUGAGUGGGGUGAACAAGUACUCCACAGUCAUCGGCCGCAUCUGGCUCUCCAUCGUCUUCAUCUUCCGCAUCCUGGUGUACGUGGCGGCUGCUGAGCAGGUCUGGAAGGAUGAGCACAAUGACUUUGUCUGCAACACCCAGCAGCCUGGCUGUGAGAACGUGUGCUUCGACCACUUCUUCCCCAUCUCCCAGAUCCGCCUGUGGGCCCUCCAGCUCAUCAUGGUGUCCACUCCAUCCCUGUUGGUGGCUCUACACGUGGCCUACCGCGAGAACAGGGAGAGCAGGCAUGGCAAGAAGCUGUAUGAGGACAAAGGUAGGAUUGAUGGAGGUCUGCUCUGCACCUAUAUCCUCAGCCUCGUCUUCAAGACUACCUUUGAGGUGGGCUCCCUCCUGGCCUUCUACUUUCUCUACAGUGGCUUUGACGUUCCCAGACUGCUUCGCUGCAGCCUGGACCCUUGCCCUAACACCGUAGACUGCUACAUCUCCAAAGCCACUGAGAAGAUGGUCUUCCUCUACAUCAUGGGCUGCACGUCCAUAUUGUGUAUUGUACUGAAUGUCUCGGAGAUGGUAUACAUCCUAUCUAAACAGUGCUGGAAGUGUUUUAGCAAGCGGUAUAUCCCCAUUGAAGAGAGAGCUCACUGGCAUUGUAAUCACACUGUCCCAAUCAGCAACAGUACCUCAACCCUUCAUCCCACACCUAACAAAGAUACAAUGGGCUCACAAGAUCCAGCUACAAAGGGAAACCAACCCUUUCCCUCUUAAAUUGCAUUCAAUUACCUAAUAAUUUAUUGUGAUCAGAAUUCAGGACUUCUUUUAACUUAAAUUAUUUCAGAAACUAUGUAGAACUUGUAGUUAUUCACCUUUAACUUUUUUGUUGUUGUACUUUAUUCAUAGAUUUUCAGAUAUGAGAACAGAAAAACAGUACAACCCCAUCCCCUCAUCCAUCCGCCCCUCCCUC
This is a messenger RNA of Salvelinus sp. IW2-2015, 1111 nucleotides long. RefSeq names its product gap junction beta-7 protein-like. Lineage: Eukaryota; Metazoa; Chordata; Actinopteri; Salmoniformes; Salmonidae. Gene Ontology annotation, biological process: cell-cell signaling. The record is from RefSeq and is a predicted model, not a curated record. Gene Ontology annotation, molecular function: gap junction channel activity. Gene Ontology annotation, cellular component: connexin complex.